AUUGCUAUCAGUAGCAGUUAGAGAUUCCUCUUGAUUGUUUUUUACAUGUGAUCAGUGUGAUUUCCUCUGUCACGUUAAAACCGCUCGUUUUUCACUUAUAUUGCACUGAAAAAAAGGCGAUCGGCGUCCCGGGCAUUGCUAAACUACCUGGAUAUUAUAGCAGACACUGAAAGAUAUCAUCCUGGAGCCUCCGAGUCCUACGAGCCCCCCUGUCCAGGUUCUGGACCAGUGGGAAGUAUAUGAAGACAUAUCUGGAAGAAAAUUUUAUGUAAAUAUCAUUAGCAAGGAAAAAUCCUGGAAACCUCCAAGGUCAAUCCCACCGAAGACGGACAUCAAGGCACCACCUCAAGUUCCUGAAAAGAAGCCAUCGACUCUACAAAAUGAGGGUACUGUACAGAUGAGGAUCAAAAGUACCAAUUUACAGCACGAUCGACUGAGCCAGAGCAAAUCUAUGGUCCUUAUUGAUCCUGCAGAAGCAACCAAGCCGAUCUCACGUCAUCGAAGAAAUCACUCACAACACUAUGUGACUGACAACCUCCUUCAUAAAGUUUUUCUGGUAAACCAGAACAAAGAAGGGAUUUUGAAUAAAACCAAGAUAUCAGACAGAGGAAAGAAAUUAAGGAAAAAUUGGACUGCCACGUAUGCUGUGCUUUGCAAGGAGAGGUUGGAAUUCUACAAGGAUGCCAAAGAGCUGACAGCAAAUUUGAAAUCAGGUACAAAAUCAGAGUACAUAGAUUUGCAUGGGGCUCAGAUUGAGUGGACAAAUGAGAAGUCCAGUCGGAAAAAUGUGUUCCAGAUCACAACAGAAUCAGGAAAUGAGUUCCUUCUACAGUCAGAGGCAGACAUCACCGUACAGGAAUGGUUCUCCGUCAUCCGAAACACAAUUGACAGCUUGGGAACAGUGCAGCCAUUUUCCACACGGAGUGUUAAGUCUGCCAGCACGGAGGUCUUACACCAAGGGGCUGGACUGAAAGAAAAGAAAAGUGAGCAAAGGAAAUCGCUGGUAUUAAAAUUAAACUAUAGCGCUUCAGACUCAUCUGACAGAAACCGUGUAAAAGCCAGACUGAAGAAGUUCAUCAUUCGCCGUCCCUCUCUGAAAACUCUGCAGGAGAAAGGACUUAUUAAAGAUCAAGUCUUCGGCUGUCACCUUGAGACUCUCUGCAAGCGAGAGAAUGCUACAGUUCCUCACUUUGUACAGAUGUGCAUAGAAGCUGUGGAGAAAAGAGGUUUAGACGCAGAUGGUUUAUACAGAGUCAGCGGGAACCUGUCAACGAUACAGAAGUUGCGAUUUGUUGUGAAUCAGGAAGAGAAGCUGAAUUUGGACGACAGCCAGUGGGAGGACAUACACGUUGUCACUGGAGCACUCAAGAUGUUUUUCCGAGAGCUGCCGGAUCCUCUGUUCCCACAUAGCUUCUUUGAGCAGUUUGUGGAAGCAAUAAAAAUUCCAGAAAGUGGCCGGCAAAUUCAAACACUGAGGGAACUUGUGACCCAGCUGCCGCCAUGUAACCGGGACACGAUGAAAGCUCUUUUCGCACACCUCAGAAAGAUUGUCGUCAAUGCCUCUGUGAACCUCAUGUCAACACAGAGCUUGGGGAUUGUCUUUGGACCGACCCUUCUGAGACCCAAGAAUGAUUCAGGGAACAUGGUCGUCUGCAUGGUUUAUCACAAUCAAAUUGUAGAGAUGAUGUUAUUAGAAUUUGAUGCCAUCUUCUGUUAAUUAGAACUGAAUUGAGCACAAGCACAUUAGUCAAUACUUAGCACAAAAAAGAUCCAGUGCAUGGCAAGUCAACCUCAAAGUCCCAAUACAAGAUCUGAGAUAGAACCCAAUCAUUCAUAGUAGUUCUCAUAUGGGACCAAGGGACCUUUUGGUUCCCCUGUCGGCUCCAGGACUUGGGUGCAUAUGAUACCUUUGAAGUCACUAUAGUUAUGCUAUGUUAUAGUUACACCGCAAACCAAAUUUAGAGAUGGGAGCCUCAGUCUAUGAUCUCUCCACCCUGGAGGGCCGCUGGUACAUUUAAAGGGGGUUUCGAGGAGAAUAAUUAAAACAAAAUGGAGCAGAAUGGAAUAAAAAUAACAAAUAAUCAUUACUCACCUGACUGAUCCCCUGUGUUCUGCACUUCCUGCUCCCACUCAGCCUAUCAAUGGCCACAGUGGGGACCUGCCCCAACCAAUGAUUGGCCAACAUGGUAAUCCAAGCCUUUUCCUGUGUGUCAAGCUUGGAACAAGGAACUUGAGAUCUUUAUGGAUUACAGUAGCAAAGUGUGGACCAGUGAAGUAGUAUUUGUUAAUUUUAACCUAUUUUGCCUAAUGUUUUGAAACCCUUUAAACGUUCAUGGUGCCCCAUCUGAAUUGGUGUGGUGCAAAGCUUCAUUUUCACAGCAACAUUUUAGUGGAGAUGGUCAAUUAUCCCUGGGCUCUUCCUUGGUUAUAGGACCUGAUCACAGGGGUUUGAGCAGUAUGACUUUACUCUCUUUGUCAACUGCUUUAUCCUUGGGCUUGAGUAUAGACUAGCCGGUUUGUAGUAUGGAAAAUCAUGAUAUUUUUUCUUUCAUUUUUCUUAUUUUUUUGGCCAUAGAAAUAUAUUGUUGCCUUAGGUCCUAAGAUUCCUUAUACCCCAAAGCUCCCUACGUACAUUUGUUUGAAUUAAAUUAAAUGGAGGCCCCUAAACUGUGAAUGUCUUAGACAUUUGCAUUAUUAUUAUUAUUAUUAUUAAAAUUGUUUACUUACCGUCAAUAAAGCAAAAAGAUGAUACAUUCCUCCCAUAGAGUCAAACAAUAAAAAUGUUUUGCUUGCUGCCACCACCAGGGGGAGCUUAGGAGCUUACUGCAUACUAUGUUAUUCAUUUUAAUGUAUCAACACUAUGCAUUGCCCCUAAUAGUUGUUUCUGGCACCCAGAAAUAUGUCAUUAAACUCAAUCUAUACCAGGGAUUUGGAUCUGAAUCAGAAAAACUGAGUUUUGACCUCCAUAGAAAUACAUUUAAAAAAAAAUCAUCAGCACAGAAUUUUCAAUCUAUUUAGAUUACAAAAAUAUCUAAUGCACAAUAGUAGACAUUCAUUGUAAGACUUGACCAUGUUUUAGGCGGGUGCACAACUUUUUUGUUUCUGUAUAUACAGUAGGAAUUUUAUAGGCUCUGAUUUGUACUUUGUUUUAUACUAUACAUGAGAAGCUUUUUUAUGGAAUUGUGAAUGUCUGCAUGUACAGUAUGACAUGAAUGUAAUGAAGAUACCCGAGCACAGAAAUGAAUCAAUGUAUGAAACGUCUUUGGGUAU
This is a messenger RNA of Bufo bufo (common toad), 3270 nucleotides long. RefSeq names its product Rho GTPase activating protein 15 (gene ARHGAP15). Gene Ontology annotation, cellular component: cytoplasm. The record is from RefSeq and is a predicted model, not a curated record. The transcript has 15 exons. NCBI's taxonomy places the organism in Eukaryota, Metazoa, Chordata, Amphibia, Anura, Bufonidae. Gene Ontology annotation, biological process: signal transduction; regulation of GTPase activity. Gene Ontology annotation, molecular function: protein binding; phospholipid binding. Bases 398 to 1717 code for a protein of 439 amino acids.